Messenger RNA from Paramecium sonneborni, 867 nucleotides. Lineage: Eukaryota; Ciliophora; Oligohymenophorea; Peniculida; Parameciidae. The record is from the annotation of a GenBank genome assembly.
AUGAAAAUUUAUUGGUUGCUUCUUUGUUUGUUAGUGGUAACAAAUUAAACAGCAACAAUUUCAGCAAGUCAAGUGUCUUAAUGUUCAUGCAUAAAUGCUAUGCGAGAAAAAGAUUGUUUAAAUUAGUAUUGUAAUUGGGAUGAUAAUUCAUCAAGUUGUUCAAACAAAUCUUGUUAGAGUUUUGGAGUAUAGGAGUGCGAUUAUUUACCAGAUCCAUUUAAUUGUGUUUGGAAUGAUACAAGUAGUAAAUGUGAAUAGUUCACAAAAUGCUCAGAUUACACAUUUAAUGUAAGUUAGGCAUCUCGUUGUGCGUUAUUGGUAAAGUGUUAACCAGAUUAUGAUACAAUUAAUAGUGCAGAGGGGACAUUAAAAUGUAAAGAUAGAACAUUAGAUGCCUUUUUAAGUGUAGAUAAUUGUAAUAUGUUGUCUUAUAGUUCAUGCUCUUGGUAUUAAACUCCAGAUGGUACUUAAUGUGUUAAGAAUGCAGAAUCAUAAACUUGUGAACCCAAAAAAAUUCAAUAUUGUUCAGAUUAUAAAAUAAUACAAAAUUGUAAUACUUAUGCAUGUUAUUGGACUACAAAUAAUACAUGCACAGAAAAAACUUGUUCAAUAUUAUUUGAAAAUGAAUGCCAAUAUUAUUUUUCAGUUGAUUCACAAUCAGUUACAUUCUGUUAAUGGAAUGGAACCUCAUGCAUUGAUUUAGAUUUGAACACCUUAAAAGAAGAAUAAUGUUUAUAUGCAACCGAAUUUACAUAUGGAUGGAAUCCUAAUAUUUAAAAGUGUGAAGUCUGUGUUUCUCCAGAUGAAAACUCAAAUGCCUUCAUUAUUCUAUUCCAAAUCAUCAUAAUUACCAUCAUAUUCAAUUGA